GGGUUAUUACACAUGCUAACAAAAUUUGCUAAUAAUGGAAUUUAAUUUGGUGUGAAAUAAAUAGAAAACAAGAUAGGUACCAGUAUGAAAUUUAAAUAAAUCUUUACAAUGGGAUUAAAGAAACACAUUGAUGACAUUAACAGCGUCAGUCGAGUGGUACGACAAUCCGUGUCAAUUCUUGUUAAUAGCGACAGUCGAGUGGUACGACAAUCCGUGUCAAUUUUUGUAUUUUAAUUAUAAAAUCUUGUAGAACCUGGUCUUGUUUCAGAGUCACUAUGGCAGCUUAGCGUAAAAUGUUGAGCUUACAAAUACCGGCAAAUUUAUUCGCUCUAUCUUACAGGAUGCGUGGAAGGCAGGAGAAAAAAUUUCAUCCUGAUUUUCUUUCAUCCAACUGCAGUGUUUGACGUAAAAAGAACCCCUCUUGGUGCUACUCGAAGGUGACUAUUUCUAUGGCUAAUAAGCGGAUCAAGCGCAAAGUCAAUAGCUGUGGUGGUGGUGCUAUGUCGGCGGGUAUUGGAGCAACGAGUGGGAGGCGUUACUAUGCUGGGUCUAAUGUCUCUAGUGCUGGUUUAGUAACUCCAUCACUAUUCCACUCGUCUGUUGGACGCAUAACCGUGCGCGAGCAAUUAACAGCAAUACGUGGUGCUACCAAACCAAACUCAGGCUCUCACAAUUCGUUCUCAAAAGUAUCUUUAUCCACUUCUGGUAGCCAAUUUAGUAGCAACCGAGGUCUUCAGGGUCGGCGGCUGCAGCGAUUGCAACCGGCCUCAACAAAACCAGCAGUUGCUAAUCAAUUUUGUCUCAAUAGGUGCUAUUCGUCUCAAGGUGCUAACCUCGGUGUUGAAGUAACAGCAGACCCAAUGUCCAAUAACAGUAGUAAACUAAAUCUUAUCCAGCAUUCGUCCCUUCCCAACCCUCCUGCCCAAGUACAAUUAACAGCCCAUUUGAAAUAUCCCAACAAAUUCUGUUCACCUGCAUUGAUCAUGGAGAAUAAAACUUUCGAGAAAAACGUGAUGAACAAAGAUCAAUGUAUAGCUCAGAAAAACGGUUUAAAAGCUACAAAACCCAUUCAAUCAUGUACCUCCGAAGAAUGUGAAGCUGAUCACGAGGUUGCUUUAAUUAAUUCGAGCUUCGGAAUAGUGACUCCUUCUAAAGCUAGCUCCAAGCGUAAACGGUUGAACAGAAAUUCACCCCGGUUCAUUAAAUCCAUCAGAAAGCUACGACUGUCUCCUAGACUGAACAAAAGUCCCGCAAAUUUGCCUAAUAAUUUACAACAGUCAAAAGUGCCGAUACAGAAAAAGGGAAAGAGGAAUCUAAAAUCGGGUUCUCCAUUCAAAGACGAAUAUUCUAACAGGAGAGAACCAAACUGCCUAGAUGCCCUGAUAGAACGACAAAAUAUGCUGAAAAAGAUAGUCGUUACACUAAAGCGAAAGCCGCACCCUCUAACAAACUUGAAAAAAGCUUUAGACCAAGCCAGAAAAGUGAAAGAAGAAAUCCACAGUUUCAACGACUGCUUGAACGAACAAUUCACUGAUUUGAAUCAGUUGAUCUGCUCGACGCCAGAUAUAAAAGACGAAGCUUUGAUCAAUCCGAUUGAAAACCCCAUAAUGCCUAGGAAAUUUGAAACCGAAAGUUCGGCAGAGAUUUUUAGUUUGAAGGAAGAAUUUGAACAAAUACAUAACCAUGAGUUCUUGAAGACAAACAGUGAUAGCAACCUACCACCAUCAGUUUCGGAUUCCUUUGAUGAUUUGAUCCCCGAAGAGUUCAUGAUGGACGAGACUGACAUCCUGGGAAUCUCACUUGACAAUAUUUCGGCCUUUGGAGAUGACAACUUCAACGAACAUGAUUUCGACGAAGAAACUAGAUCCAGCUUCCCAGAGGAGACCACCAAUGUUCAUUUCAACGCUAAACUGAAUCACAUCGGGUGCAAUGAAAACGCAGUGACGUCCACUCAAAACAUGGCAAAUCUACAUCACUUAUCAGUGCAAAAUAUUCGAUGCCCGGCUGGCGAUGACAAUUGCCAGUUCAAACUCAACACAGACGCCAAUAAUGCGAAAGGCGAAUGCUGGACACAUUUGGAUAAGUUAGUUUCUGUGGAAGAAAAUUCAGAGAACGGCGGUCAGGUAUCCCUUCUGACCAAUUCAGGAAACGCACCUGUGAAUAAAAAACCAGUUCGCGUAAUAUAUAACUACAAUAAUAAUAGAGUGGCUGUCCCCAAUCCAAAAAUCGACGUGAGCCUGGAAGGCGAGUGCUCAGUUGCCAGUGACUAUCUUGAGGAUCUGUGGCAAACUCAAUUUUGGGGUCUGAGCGAGAAUGAUGCUGCGGCCUCAACACGCAGAUUAACGAGUGGCACCAGAAGUACAAACAGGACCCCCAAUUUCGCCGAUUUUUUCUCCAAUAUAUCCUGCACCUCAUCUGCCAGAAUGGACUCCCCGCUCCUGUUUUUGAACCCCUCUCCCUCCGACGAAAUUUCUUCAAUGGCAUCUUGAAAAGAGACUACGAUUUUUGUCGAGUCUGAAGAGACUUGAGUGGGUUUUCUAACCGAAGAAACAAUUUAUAAUUAUGGCUGCAUUUUUGGUUCAACGGUAGUAGUUGCACGCUUAUGCUUAAUAUCGUAUCUUAAACUAACCCUUGAGUUCAAAACUUUAAUUAUUUCCGGUAGCUUGAUUAUAUCCGGAUUUUUUUUGUUUGAAUUAUAAGUAUCCUUUUAAUCUCGAAUUAAUGUUUAGUGUGACCACUAACUGACUAGUUUGUGGUUCAAUGAAUGAUAUUAUUUGGUAAUUAAUGUGACCAUAUUUUCGAUGCUCUUUCGCAUCAAGUUCAAUGCAACUAAACUACAUUUAAAGGAAUAAUUCAUAUACUAAAUCAUACGGCGCUUAGGUGAAAGUUUCUAUCUCAGCAAAGUUUUGUAUUCAUUUGUAUUUUCUCUAUUAGUGAUUGAUUUCGGAAGAUUUUAGUGUCAUUUCGUGUUUUAGUGUUACUUUGAUGCUCACGUUUGUUGCUUAUGCGAUUAAGGUCACUAUUUCAAAGUUUAGAAAUACUUUCGUAAAGCUCUCCUCCGUUUUCCACCGAUAUUUAAUUUCAAUUAUAGUUGUUUAGAAGCAAUUGUUGAUAUUUCACGUUUUGUGGAAAGGACGUGGCGGGGGUCAUGUUUCGAUGGUGUAUUCUGCACUUGGUGCUAAAUUUGAGUGCUAUACUGUCCGAGGAUGCUUCGUAGAUUUCGAUGCUAAAAAUUGUACAUUUAAUUAGUGCGUUAGUGGUUGUUUAUUUGUAUGCCCGCUUAGCUAUGGGAAAAACCAGAUAGAGCAGAGAUACCGUUUGAAAUUCAUUUAGGGUAUUUGUGACAUAAUGAUUUGAUAUUAAAGAAACGGUUUUUCUUGCAAAUGUUUCUCUGGUUCCAAUUGAUUCGAGUUUGAAAACCCGUUUCUUCUCUAGUAAUAGAUAAUGCUCUUAGUUCGAUUGUCUAUUCUAAACUAGCGUUCGCUUAGUUCAAUUCAAAUUUCAUUUGAUUAAA
This is a messenger RNA of Symsagittifera roscoffensis, 3514 nucleotides long. RefSeq lists its product as uncharacterized. The transcript has 5 exons. Bases 450 to 2489 code for a protein of 679 amino acids. The record is from RefSeq and is a predicted model, not a curated record. Lineage: Eukaryota; Metazoa; Xenacoelomorpha; Acoela; Convolutidae.